UGGCUCAGUAAAUACUUAUUGGCAGAAGGUUCCCCUCGUCUCAGCUUCAUUUGUAACGUGGAGAAAAGAGUAGCACUUUCUCGUAGCUGAGCAGAGAAACCGCACACUGCUGAGGGAGGCGCAUGGCUCCACAUAUGCCCAGGAUGGUGGGCUCUGCUCUCCUCUGGCUGACCUUGGCCUCUGGCCUUCUGACGAUGGUACCUGCAGUGCAGCCAGACCCCACUACUGUGAUGAACAAGUGUGAGGAGUCCUGCCGGCCCGAGGAAGAGUGCCGUGCUGUCGAUGGUGUCUGGGGCUGCUUCUGCAGACGGGACCUCAAUAGCUCUGACGUCCACAGUUUGCAGCCCCAGUUGGACUGUGGGGCCACAGAGAUCAAAGUGUCGCUGGACAGGUGUCAACUGGGAGCCCUGGGCUUUGGGGAGGAGGUCAGUGCCUACCUGCAGGACCCACACUGCAACAGCAGCAUGCAAAGUGAGCCCCGGAACUGGAUGUCUGUAACCAGCCCCGCCCAGGCCGGUGCCUGUGGGAAUAUCCUGGAGAGAAAUGAAACCCAUGCCAUCUACAAAAACAUGCUCUCCUUGGCUAAUGAUUUCAUCAUCAGAGACACCAUCCUCAACAUCAACUUCCAGUGUGCCUACCCACUGGACAUGAAGGUCAGCCUCCAGACUGCCCUGCAGCCUAUUGUAAGUUCCUUGAACAUCAGCGUGGGCGGGAAAGGAGAAUUCACCAUCAGGAUGGCGCUUUUCCAAGACGAGAACUACACCUCUCCUUACGAAGGGGACAGAGUUGUGCUGUCGGUUGAAUCCAUGCUCUACGUGGGUGCCAUCUUGGAUGGAGGAGACACCUCCAGGUUCAGACUGUUGAUGAGAAACUGCUAUGCCACCCCCACGGACGACAAGGCAGAUCCGGUGAAGCAUUUCAUCAUCAGAAACAGCUGCCCAAAUCUGCAGGACCCCACCAUCUAUGUGGAGGAGAAUGGAGUGUCCUCGGAAAGCCGGUUCUCCAUCCAGAUGUUCAUGUUUGCCAGGAAUCAUGACCUCGUUUUCCUGCAUUGUGAGGUUCAUCUCUGUGACUUCCUUAAGGAGCAGUGUCAGCCGUCUUGCACCAGAAACAGACUCCGCAAUGAUGUCACGACUCUCGACCCAGCCUAUGUUCUAGAUUUGGGACCCAUCACUCGCAGAGGUGCCCAGGCUCUUGGUGUUACCGGUGGGGCCUCCAGCACCACAGGGUUCCUGCUGGCCUGGCCGGUGCUUCUCCUGCCUGUCCUGCUGGCUUGGCUCUUCUGAAAGGCUCAAGUCACCAGACGGUGUCAGCAUGCGUCGACUCGGAGCCAGGCUGGAUUUGGGGCAAGAGAUGAACAUUCCCUUUCUGUAGCCUCCCAGUCAGUGCUUUAAGAUCGGCCCUUGCUCCUCCGGAUGGGAGCCCUGUUGACUUGACCUGGCCUGACGUCCUCAUUCAUUGGCCCACUCUGAGAGCACACUGGCCAAAUGCCUCAGGGUCGCCCUCACCUUUGCUGCA
Echinops telfairi (small Madagascar hedgehog) is the source of this 1518-nucleotide messenger RNA. It is a transcript of the gene GP2, whose product is annotated as glycoprotein 2. The transcript is spliced from 10 exons. The record is from RefSeq and is a predicted model, not a curated record. Bases 123 to 1286 code for a protein of 387 amino acids. Gene Ontology annotation, biological process: neutrophil migration. Gene Ontology annotation, cellular component: apical plasma membrane; cell surface. Lineage: Eukaryota; Metazoa; Chordata; Mammalia; Afrosoricida; Tenrecidae.